GAAUGGUGGAGGGCGGCUGUCAAUCGGCGGGUUGGUCGGGUCUGUGCGGGGAGGGUGUGUGAGCGCUGCAGUGGGUGGACGGGCUGUGGCUGUGAUCUCGGGCACAGGCUGAAGCUCUAGCUGGCGAUCGUUUCUUGCCAAAGCAGGAAUCAAAGCUCCACCUCAUUCCUUCAGGCAUUGGGAAAGCAAGGGCAUUCAUUGGAAAACGAGCAUCCAGAUAAGUGGAAGAAACCGGUGGAGCUGCAUUUUUGAGAUGGUUUACUCUAUUGGGCGUGUCGAGGAGACUUUAUUUUGAGUGAGGAAGAGUUAUUGUUUCGCCAGUUGAUCAGAGCGUGGUGUGGAAGUGCUGGCUGAUACAUUUGGAUUUAUCAAUGCUUAAAAAGGAACGGAGAGAUUGAGAGGUAAAAUUCUUGAGGUUGGGGGCUCCCAGCUUUUCUAGUCUGUUGGAGGAAUCCCAUCAAGGCACUCAAAUUCAUCAAGAUGAUCAGCUGUCUGCAGGAGGACAAAGUGAAGCUGCAGGAGGAACUGAACACGGCUGAGUCUAAACAACAGUGCCUGGGCAGCACUCCACCAUCUCAGGGCACCACGGACCUGGAGAAACACUUAGCGAUCCUGGUCCUGGAGAAUGAUCGACUGAAGCAGGAACUGAACAGCAGCCAGCUCCGGUUCCAGCAGCUCCGGGCCUCCGUCCCCACCUGCACAGACUGUGAGCACAGCAAGGAAAAUUCUCGGUUACGAGAACAAACGUCCGUCUUGCGGUUGGAGCUGGAGGAAAAGACAAGACUGCUAUCGGAGCUGGAACUGCACCUCAAAGAUGUCCAUCAGGACAGAACUGAGAGGGAAGAGAGGCUGAAUAAACGCAUCAGGGACUGUCAUCUCGCCCUGGCCAAACACCCCACACCUGGAAUGAAGUUCAUAAGCAAGAAAAUGGAAGUUGAGUCAUUGAGGAUGAAGCAGGAUUUAGAAGAAGCCCAGUCCAGGAAUCACUAUCUUCAGGAGCAGAUUGGUAUCCAGAGGCAACUGUUGACAGAGCAGGAACAACAGCUUCAGGGCUCUUGGCAUACAACAGCCCAGCUUCAAGCUCAGAUCAUGAUGUACGAGGCGGAACUUGAGCAAGCACGAGGGGAGAUGAUCGUGGCUCUUCAGGCAAUAGAAGAUGAGAAGAACCAGACCAUUGAAGAGGUCUUCCAGCACGCCCGCUCUGAAAUGAAGACUGUACACGAUAACCUGAAUGGUGUUCGAAUGAAUCUCCUCUCCAUCCAACCAGCCCUAAAGACACUUACGAGUGAUUACAACUGUCUGAAGAAUCACGUUCGGGAUUUUCCAUGUCUCCUACAAGAUGCUGUCAGCCAGACAAAGAAGGAUAUUUACCAGGCAGUGGAGGAGGCAAAAGGAAUCAACCAGGAUCUUCUGCGCAAGUACAAGAGGGAGAUGCAGCUCCGCAAGAAGUGCCACAAUGAGCUGGUGCGACUUCGAGGGAAUAUCCGUGUCUUCUGCAGAGUUCGCCCUAUAACCAGGGAGGAUGGCGCAGGGCCCGACAACAGGAAUGUUGUUUCCUUCGAUCAGGAUGAUGAUGCGGUUUUGUGCAUCUCGCAUCGUGGAAAAACCUCUUUGUUUGAGAUGGAUAAGGUUUUUCAACCAUGUGCACUGCAGGUGGAUAUAUUCCGGGAGGUUCAAGCUCUGAUCACAUCCUGUAUUGAUGGCUACAAUGUCUGCAUUUUUGCCUAUGGACAAACAGGCUCUGGGAAGACAUAUACUAUGGAGGGAUUGCCAGACGACCCAGGGAUAAACCAGCGCGCUCUCCAGCACCUGUUUGGGGAAGUGGCGGAGCGCUCAACGGACUGGGACCUGUCCAUUACCGUCAGCAUGGCCGAGAUCUACAACGAAACGCUCAGAGACCUGCUGGGGUCUGACCCCCAGAAGACUGAGGAUCUAACUAUGAGGAACUUGUUGGCCAAAGACCCCAGCGAGAAGCUUGAAAUAAAACUGAGUCCUGAUGGCAGUGGGCAGCUCUAUGUCCCGGGUCUGAUUCAGAUCAGAGUACAGAGUGUGGACGACAUCAACAAGGUUUUCGAACUCGGGCGCGUGAAUCGGGCGACGGAUUUCACAAACGUGAAUGAGCACAGCUCGCGGUCCCACGCUCUGCUGAUCGUCUCUGUGACAGGGAUCAACCUCACCUCUGGAGCUCGCACAGUAGGUAAAUUAAACCUGGUGGACUUGGCAGGGUCGGAGCGUGUCGGAAAGUCGGGGGCAGAGGGGCCCCGGUUGAGAGAGGCCCAGAACAUCAAUAAGUCCUUAUUGGCCCUGGGAGAUGUCAUCUGUGCCCUACGCUCCAAGCAGCCAUACAUUCCUUUCCGUAAUUCCAAGCUGACCUACCUGCUGCAGGACUCCCUCAGUGGUGACAGCAAAACCCUCAUGAUGGUCCAGGUGUCUCCAAUGGGGAAGAAUGUCAAUGAAACUAUUUGCUCUCUAAAAUUUGCCCAGCGGGUACGGUCAGUGGAGCUUGGAGCCGCCGGGCGGAGAGCCGAGAGCCAGCUUUGUUCCAGCCGCCAGGAGUGUGAGUUAGAGUCUCCACAUACAGCUAUCCAACAGGGACGACAUAACUAUCCAGGAGGAAACAAUGUGGGGAAGAGCACAGCAGGGAAAAGAAGGCUGGUGACAUCAAGUGAAGUAACCAAUUAACGAGGUCAGCAGUGCUGCCUGGAGCAAUGGAAAAUUAGUGUGGUAUUUGUCCCAGUAUGUAAAGUUGAGCAUUCCUGUAAUGGAUCGCAGGCCAAUGACUGUAUAUUUAUAUACUUCAACUCCAUACAUGCAGCCAGAUUUAAAAAAAUUAAUGCAUGGAGUAGAGUUCAUUACUUAUUUUUUUUACAUAUAAAUAUUAAAAUAUUUUAUAUUGUCUACUUUUUAUUUUAAACCUAUCAUUUGAUAUCCAAAGUCUUUGAAUGUGGGUCCAAUACAAAUACAUUGUCCUUUAUGUUUUCAUCUAUAUACUAGUUUUACUUUGUUCUGCAAACAUUGGGCUACUUGAAGUCACUUAACGUUUUGGGCGAAGUGCCAAAUAAUGCAUUAGGUGAGAUGGGAUCAGCACACAAUGAUUAUCUAAAAUAGUCAUUCAGACUGGCCUGCUAUUUAUGUAAAAUGCCACCAAGGGACUGACUUUUGCUAUUUAAAGAUCUUGCCAUGUUCUCCUUUUUUGAUGGAAUUCUAGUUCAAGUAAAUGUGUACAAAUUAUGGUAUUAAGCCUCAUUGGCUGGAAAUUCCAUUUGAAACUUCUGGACUUUGUUCAGUUGCUACAGAUGGUGUCACUGAUUUAGGAUUACAAUUGAAGUUUUAAAUACUUUUACUUUCAAUUUAACCUGAGGUCAAACAUCUGCCACUACUUGGUGAGUGGAAGAUGACCACUUGUGCCAGUAAUAGUGAUGCCAGCAAAGAGUUACCAACCCCAGGACAAGUUGGAAACUAGUUCAGGGGGUUGUGGGAAAAGUGGUAAUGGUGAAGAAAAUAUUCCCAUUUUGAACUGCUGGAGCAGUCAGCUUUGUUCCCCAUGUAUGAUAGCUGUUUUAAAUAGUGGAAUUGGUCAAUAUUUGCAUUUCUGCUGAGAUAAGUGUGUUGCUCACUUGCUGAAUUAAUUAAUACACAAUUCAAGUAAAAACAGAUAAAAGGAUAUUGAACCAAAAUGAACUUUGAUUUGUUUGAAUUGAUGCUGCUAUUUUUUUACUGUUCCUUGUGUGGCUGUGGCUAAUGUGUGGCAUCCCUCUUGUUGAGCUGGGAUCUCAUUCUUCAGCAUGUCAGCCCAGGGGAUCCUAACCAAAUCCAUCUUUCCUUUUUAGACCUCAUUGGCUUCUGUAACUUAAAUGCAUGCUGGAAGCAGAAAUAUCGCAUAGCCCAAAUGCUACAACGGUCAUUUUUGCUGGUCCUGGCCUUUUUAUUUCUUAAACAGGGCUUUCCGAUGAAAGGCUUCUGUGCUGAAAUAUGGGGGUGGGGGGGAAGAUAAGUAAUAUGGGCAGAAUUUUGGUUGUUCAUGUUAUGCUGAAAAAUUCAAACAACUUCUACAUUUGCUGUUGGAAUGGCAGUAAUAUUUCUCCCCUGAAGCCCCCUGCAAUGCCCUGUGUUUGGAGGUCAGAAUCAAGACUAAAAGCUUCCAGCAAGAAUUACUCAGGAGAAUGUGUCUGUUUCAGUAAUGCAUGUUCACACUGAUCCAUCUGUUGUUGAAAAGCUGCAUUCUGAUUGUGUGGUCAUAUUCUCAAUGAAAAUGUAGUUUAUCUGUAAAGUUACUGUCUAAGCCUGUUCAAAUAAAACCCAGUAUUUAUUCAACUUUAAA
This is a messenger RNA of Leucoraja erinaceus (little skate), 4321 nucleotides long. RefSeq names its product kinesin family member C3 (gene kifc3). Gene Ontology annotation, biological process: microtubule-based movement. The transcript is spliced from 19 exons. NCBI's taxonomy places the organism in Eukaryota, Metazoa, Chordata, Chondrichthyes, Rajiformes, Rajidae. Gene Ontology annotation, molecular function: ATP binding; microtubule binding; microtubule motor activity. The record is from RefSeq and is a predicted model, not a curated record. Bases 481 to 2682 code for a protein of 733 amino acids.